AUGGCUGCACGCACAGCAGGAGGCAACUCUGCCUUCCACAACUUCCACAACGACUACGCUCACGUCGCCGACCCCAACGAGCGCCGCAGACUCGCGCUCGCUGAGAUCGACAAGGCACCAUUCGGUUGGUACCAUGUGCGCGCCUGUGCCGUCGCUGGUAUCGGUUUCUUCACGGACGCAUACGACAUCUUCGCUAUUGGUAUUGUGACGACUUGUCUGGGUAUCGUAUACUGGCAGCAAGAUGGCGGCAAGAUUCCAGUCUCGGCGGACACCGCUAUCAAGGUCGCAACAUCGGGUGGUACUGUUAUUGGACAGCUUGGCUUCGGUUUCCUCGCAGACGUUGUUGGUCGCAAGAGGAUGUACGGUCUCGAAUUGAUCGUCAUCAUCUUCGCAACCCUCGCUCAAGCUCUUACCUCGAACUCGGCUUCGAUGUCGCUUGUCGGUACCGUUAUCUUCUGGCGUGUACUGAUGGGCAUUGGUAUCGGUGGUGACUACCCACUAUCCUCCAUCAUUACCUCCGAGUUCGCGACCACCAAGUGGAGAGGUGCCAUGAUGGGCGCUGUCUUCGCCAUGCAGGGUCUCGGCCAGUUCGGUGCUGGUAUCGUCGCUCUCAUCGCCAUUGCUGGCUUCAAGGAAUCUCUCCUCAGCGCCCGCAGCGCAACCAAUUCGCAGGCUGCUUGCGACGGAGUCUGUCUGAUCGCCGUUGACAAGAUCUGGCGUAUCAUUAUCGGAAUGGGUGCUGUGCCCGGCUGCAUCGCCCUCUACUUCCGUCUCACCAUCCCAGAGACCCCACGAUACACCUUCGAUGUCUCCCGUGAUGUUGUCAAGGGUGGCUCCGACGUCAAGGCCUACCUCAGCGGAACCGCCGAAGGUGUUCCGGACGAGAUCACUCGUGUCACCACCAUGAAGGAGUCUGCUCCUCAUCUCGAGGUCCCAAAGCCAUCGUGGAGAGACUUCGGCAGCUACGUCGGUACUUGGAAGUACGGCAAGGUCCUCUUCGGAGCUGCUGCCUCCUGGUUCCUGCUCGACGUUGCUUUCUACGGUGUUGGUCUCAACAACUCUACCAUCCUCCAGGCUAUCGGCUACGGCAAGGGCACCAACGCCUACGAGUUCCUCUACAACAUUGCUGUUGGUAACAUCAUCUUGGUUUGCGCUGGUGCCAUUCCAGGUUACUGGGUGACCGUCGCACUCGUCGACACCGUCGGCCGUAAGCCAAUCCAGCUUAUAGGCUUCAUCAUCCUCACCAUCCUCUUCUGCAUCAUGGGUUUCGCCUACCACAAGAUUGGCACGAGCGGCCUCUUCGCCUGCUACGUCCUGGCCCAGUUCUUCUUCAAUUUCGGCCCCAACAGCACAACCUUCAUCGUGCCAGGAGAGUGCUUCCCAACUCGCUACCGCUCCACCUGCCACGGUAUCUCCGCUGCAUCCGGCAAGAUCGGCUCCAUCAUCGCCCAGGCUGCCAUUGCUCCUCUCCGCACCCGCGGUGCGACAUCCACCAACGCUUCCCCAUGGCUCAACCACGUUCUCGAGAUCUUUGCGCUCUUCAUGUUGUUGGGCUGCUUCACCACCCUCCUAAUUCCAGAGACAAAGCGCAAGACUCUUGAACAGCUCGCUGGCGAGGUUCCAGGCACACCAGAGUACGACCCCGUUCUUGCUGGCGACCGGGCCUCUCGCGCGCCAUCGGACCCAUCCAGUGAACAUAUCCCGGCUGAGAAGGGCGACCACAAUGUAUAA
Molecule: messenger RNA, 1731 nt
Organism: Fulvia fulva
Lineage: Eukaryota; Fungi; Ascomycota; Dothideomycetes; Mycosphaerellales; Mycosphaerellaceae
Product: Repressible high-affinity phosphate permease
Exons: 3
Coding region: 1-1731 (576 amino acids)
Biological process (GO): phosphate ion transport; transmembrane transport
Cellular component (GO): membrane
Molecular function (GO): phosphate transmembrane transporter activity
Source: RefSeq, a predicted model, not a curated record